AUGCACUGGAAAAGCUGGGCGAUUGCGCUCAGCGUGGUGACGUUUUGUCUAGCUGACGAGGCUCCAGCCGGAUUUCCAGAGGACCAUAUCGAUUUGGUUUUUCCCAUGAAAAUGAAAUACGAGAGUCAUCUCCGCCAGCACGAUCUCCCACCACACUUCAUUGGUGCCAAUGAGACCAACUUAAUCCCGUUGACGCUUCGAAUGGAGGGUUCUAGAAGGAAACGAUGCUCGUGUGGAUGCUCCGGAUGUGAUAUGUUCCCGAACCGAAGCUGUUGCUCGAGUUCCUGCUGCUCAUCUCAAAAACCCAUCCCACUCGCUUGCUGCCCUCCACCUCCACCACCAAAACCCUGCUGCCAACCAGCAUUCGGUCCAUGUUGCCCAGCAACCCCAAACUGUUGCCCCAAACCCUGCUGCCGUGGUCGCCGUCCAGAAUACGAGGAAUACGAAGACGAGGAGGGCAAUCCAGGAGGCGUUCCAGCACCACCAAAUCCUCCAAGAACCUGCUGCCCACCACCAACACCAGCUGCUCCUCCACCACCUCCACCUCCACCACCCCCGGCCCCUGAGGCUCCCACUCAAUGCUGCCCAGGUGCUCCAUACGGCAGAACUCCCUGCAGAUCCGGAUGUCCGAAUGGGGACUGUGGAUGUGGAAGACCGUGCUGUUAUUAUCAGAAUCCAACAUGUUGUAACCAGGGUCAGAAGGCGUGCUGUCCUCCAGAGCAGCCAUGUUGUCCGGAGCUUAAGCUGGAUACCAGUUGUCUGGCUGCCGUACCACCAUGCCUCAGAGCUUGUCCAUCUUGCCCAUGUAGAAAACGAUUGAUGUUGGGAAAACGAAGCAAACGAGCCGCGCCAGGACUCCAUUGUCAGCCAGUUGGUCUCCUCGGUCAACAAUCCCCACCAACGCUCAUCUCUCAACCAGUCAAGACCAUUGUCAAGUCUCGAGCCAAAGCAGCUGGCACCAAAACCGCGCCAGUAUCAGUCACCAAAAAGCUGAUUGAACAAUCCUCGGACCACGUAGAGUCCCCACCAACCGCCGGUCGUUUGUACGACUUCCGUAGAGCUCACGUCAGAGUUAAGCGUAAUUUGGGAGGCGAGGGAGGGUGUCAGUUGUGUCUGAAUGGAACUCCGUUGAAGAGAACGAAGAGAUCCUUUGAUUGUGUGCCAUGUACUUAUCUUCAACCACAAUACUCGGAUUGGAAUCCAUUCCUUGGUGAUCAACGACCAAGAGGAUCGCAGUCACCAGUGGGAACACCGAUCGCUGGGCAUAGAACCAAGAGAGCUGGAUGCUUGCCACAUCCCCAAUGCACGGUCCAUGUCCGUCGCUACAAACGUAACCUAAUCGGAUCGCAAUACUGUGAGCCUUGCAACGGUCACUACGGACGUAAGAAGAGAGAAGCCGAGAGAGAUCAAUGCUUGAGACGAGAGAAACGAUACGCAGAUGAGCAGUGUGAUAAUGAUGAGUUCAGUAUUAAUGAGAGGAGCAAACGACAGGCAUAUAAUCCGAAAGGAAUCUUGGAUAUUGUGAAGCUGUUGUCAAAGGCGUCGUCGGGAGGCAAUAACCCAGGAGGCUGCAUGAAAUUCCCGGCAUGUGUGUUAGCGCAAAAGAAGCGCAGAAAGCGUAACGCUGAUCGACUAGAGAAGUACUAUCAAGCAGUUGAGGAGCACAGAAAGCAAGUCGAGGAAUACGAAAAGGCUAUGGAAGAGCACAAACGUGUCAAAAGACAAUUCUUCGCACCGGAUAACUCAGCCGCUUGUGUUCCAUGCCCAGCUUGGGUGACGUUGGCACUGGCGAGCAGGAAGAAGAGAGAUGCGGACGGAGAAGAUGAUCAUGAGGAUAAGAAGCAAAUGACUAUUAGUGAGGCGAUUGCGGAUAUCAGGUCCAAGAAGGGAUAUAAGGAAGGGUUCGAUGAUGAUGAAGACGAUUCCUCGGAAGAAACCAUCGAAACUCGUCGUAAACAACGCAGAACCUGUCAGCAAUCAGAUGACUGUCUGAAUAAUGUUGAAUAUGCAGUUUUCCAAAAAGUCUACGCUGAAAAACGAACGAAACGAGAGGCAGUGUUCCGAAGAAAGAAGUGCACGAGAUGCGGAGUCAGUGGAUUGUCUCCACAUCGUGUUAAGAGAAAUUUCGGACAACCGAAUAUCAAUGUUUCGGAGCAGAAUUGUAUGGCAUUCCCGCAGUGUCGGCAUAGAGUGAAACGGAAUUUAUUCGGAGAAGAUUGUAAUAUAUGUACACAGGAUACCGGAUUGAAACGAAGGAAGAGAAACUUUGGAACGGCGCAAUGUUACCCAUGUCCUGGAACCCGUGCCUAA
Messenger RNA from Caenorhabditis briggsae, 2310 nucleotides. The record is from RefSeq and is a predicted model, not a curated record. Lineage: Eukaryota; Metazoa; Nematoda; Chromadorea; Rhabditida; Rhabditidae. The transcript is spliced from 7 exons. The coding region runs from base 1 to 2310 and encodes 769 amino acids.